Molecule: messenger RNA, 1134 nt
Organism: Formica exsecta
Lineage: Eukaryota; Metazoa; Arthropoda; Insecta; Hymenoptera; Formicidae
Exons: 2
Coding region: 145-777 (210 amino acids)
Cellular component (GO): extracellular region
Molecular function (GO): chitin binding
Source: RefSeq, a predicted model, not a curated record
CACAUCAUCAGUCUUCUCAAGAUCCUCAAACAGAGCUCCAAUAAAACGUCACAUUCGCCGAGGAACUAACCGCAGUGACCAAGAAACCAUCGUUACUCGAAGAAAUAACAUACAAAGACACGUAUUUCAUACCUCGUUAAAAUUAUGAUGCGAGAGAAGCUCCUCGCCGUGCUGUUUCUCAGUUUUAUUGCGAUAGUUCUGAGUUUGCCUCAGCAAUCAAAAUCGAAGAGACCCACUACAGUGUUUAAGGUUUUUAAAUAUCGAUUUCUGCGUUAUUCCAUAUCGCAAUUCUUCGAGAUUGCAGAUAGAAAAAUCAAAUUUUUCAAUAAAAUUUUCCAGCAACCGGCAACUGGUGGCUUGCUGCUUCCCGAUAACGCUACGCUCAUCCGCGACAACAUCGUCGACACGUUUUCCUGCGAGAAUAGAGUUUAUGGAUACUACGCCGACGUGGAGAACGAAUGUCAAGUGUUCCACGUGUGUCUACCGCAAACUAGGAACUCAAUUAGAUGGAGUUUUAUUUGCCCCGCCGAGACAGUUUUCAAUCAAGCGACAUUUGUAUGCACACGGACAGAAAGUUCGAUACCAUGCGAGGAAUCGGAGAAAUAUUACGUUUUGAACGAGGAGAUUGGCAAGGAAGUGGAAGAGGAAGAGGAGGCAGAUCAGGAACGAGGAAAGGAAAACACCACAAAGACUUCUGAAUUGGAAACGGUGUCAAAAAAAUCAUUUUCGAAAAAUUCUAGAUUGUUAGAUCGAGAAAGGUUGUUCCGGCAUAAUUAAAAAUACACCUUUUCUCCGCUCAUUUGAAAGGAAUUGUUCUAUAAAAUAUCGUAAUUACGGCUAGCCAAUAUCUCAGCUUAAGAAUAAAAUUUUAGCUUACACCGAUUAAGAUUGACUAAAUGCUCAUUUAAUCAUUAAGAUAAUCGCUUAUAGAUCGCUUAUCAUCUUUGUAAGAGCGCUCAUAAUAGCAAAUACAUAAGGCUAAAGUUUAAAUUAUUGUCGAUAUAAAAUAUAACAUAAUGACGCGUGUGUAAAAUAAAAUUUCUGUACAGAGCCAGUCGAAUACGAGUAAAAUAAGUCGUAUUUCUCGUAAUUAUGUGCAAAAAAAUUAAACGCUUAUAUCUGUAAUUAUUAAUC